Messenger RNA from Morchella sextelata, 249 nucleotides. RefSeq lists its product as uncharacterized. The coding region runs from base 1 to 249 and encodes 82 amino acids. NCBI's taxonomy places the organism in Eukaryota, Fungi, Ascomycota, Pezizomycetes, Pezizales, Morchellaceae. The transcript has 4 exons. The record is from RefSeq and is a predicted model, not a curated record.
AUGCCGGUAACAUACACCGAAAACCCCACAGACCCAGCGGUCACCGCCAAAUUCAACAAUAAGGCGUCAAGCCAGUACUUCGACCCCUGCCAGGAGGCCGCCGACCGCUCGUUGAGGUGCCUGCAUAGGAACCCGGGCGAUAAGGAUAUGUGUACGGAUUAUUUCCAGGCGUAUCGCGACUGUAAGAAGAAAUGGAUUCAAGAGCGCAAGGAGGAGAAGCGGAGGAACUCGAAGAUGACAUUGUGGUAA